Messenger RNA from Laccaria bicolor S238N-H82, 1989 nucleotides. RefSeq lists its product as uncharacterized. NCBI's taxonomy places the organism in Eukaryota, Fungi, Basidiomycota, Agaricomycetes, Agaricales, Hydnangiaceae. The transcript has 9 exons. The record is from RefSeq and is a predicted model, not a curated record. The coding region runs from base 1 to 1989 and encodes 662 amino acids.
AUGACCAAAAAAGGAAGGUGCAUCCCGUACUACUUCUCUCGGGAAACAGACGGUCCUGUCACCCGGCAAGCGCCGACGCGCGCCAAGUCAGGGUGUGAACUGUUGCUCGGCUCCAGUACCGUCUUCGUCCCCUUUGGAUCGAUCUGGUGGUGGGGCACCCACAAUGGCCUCCCCGACGGCGGCCUCUGUUUCAAGGUCCCGAAAUCGAUCGCAGCCCAAGCACCAGCCUCAGAAACCGCGCACAACUAUCUGACGCUGCGCUGCCUCUUCAUAUUUGCAGUCGGACUGUUGGCGUGCUUCGUGGUGCUUUAUAGCAACCGAGGAUUGGGUUUCAAAAUGAUGGACAUUGACGGGGAUGCUGAUGGGAACGCUAUGGAUGUUGACUCGACCCCCUUGCCUGGUUCUCGACAUGCUUCGAAACAUGGGACAACACAGGGCUUGACCAUCCCAUUACCUGGACCGAUUGUGGAUGGAAAGAGGCAGAAGCGGUUCAUGUGCAUUGAUGGUCCUGGCGUCAAGAAGCCGAUGCUAGUAGAGUGGUGCAAGCGCUUCCGCCUCCCGCAUUCUGGAAACAUGGCGAGCCUGCGCGAAAAGUUGGUGUGGUACAGUGAGCACGAGGAGGAGUGGAACAAAACCAUCCCUGCAGCACGCCGAGCACACCUCGGUGGAUCAUCGAGGACAACGUUAAAGAAGAAAUCAGUACGAAGGACCGAAGCCAUGUUUGGUCAAGGUUCAACAGUGGCUCGAGCACCCAACGCCGACGUUCUUCCAACUGAGAACUUACAGCCAAAGCAAACACAGGAGGAGCGCGACAGGAUCCUCACAUGGGCCCGAACGAUUGUCAAGGAGAAUCCGUAUCGUCCUAGGGAGGAGAGGCGAAGGAUGGCUGCACAAAGGGCGCUGUUGGAGCGAUCGACGAAUACGGAUCCUGCUCUCCAAGCGACGCUCGAAUAUACGAGCUGUCAGCUCAAUCAGCUCCUCUCACACAUCGUUGACCCAGCCAACAACCGAACGACGGCCCUGUCUCCCCUCUCUUUGCUCACCACCCUUCCGGCACACUCUUCUAUGGAUCCAGCACCAUCUGAACACGGCGUUGCACCCGUUUUCACCAUGCACACAACGGCGAGCUUGUCCAACGCAGCUGUCCCUCUCCCAGUGCAAGUCAAUGACACUGUCCCAUCUGUUGAUGCGGUUAUCACACGCACCCUCGUUUUGGGUGACAUGACACGGAUUACUUUCACGGCGGCCGAUGUCAAGGCACCACCCAUCAUCUCGUUUGCACAUGACAUCGCAGGACUCAACCGUAUGUGGGACGACACAUCAUCAAAUUGGGACAAUGUAUCUCCGUUGGUCAUCUGCGGCCGCCCGAUCGCUCUUGUGUAUUGGAGGAAUGUGUACAAGAGCUCGAGGGGAAAGAAUGAGCAUUGGAAACCUGGCCAGUGCCGGGGAACCAAAGACAAAUGGUUCAAGUGGAGGAUCAUGGUGCACCGCUAUCGUCAGGGCACUCCAGAGAGCUUUUGGGAAGAGUUUACGAGGGAUGGGGAGAGAAUGAACUUUACGAGGAUCAUUGCAGAGUUGGCUCAGCAACGGGUUGCAGCAGACAACGCACUUUCCCGGCAGGCUAGAGAUGAGUAUGGCACCACAUUCCCUGCUUUCUUUUCGUACCGGAAGGGUGGGGUGACCCAUGCCAUGGUCAGAUCUUCCCACGUCGCCAAGCGGUACCGACAGCUGAAGGGAAUAGCAGGGGAGGGAUUAGAAUCGGAUGAUGAGGAUGAUUCAAGCGCAAUGGCAACUUCUCCCGCAACGAAAGCACUUGGUGGCUGGUUUCCGCGCUGGGUUAAAGUAGUCCUCGCGUUGUUCUGUGGGAUUGUCGUUCCACGAGAUCAAAUACUUUACAAUUGUCAUACUGGAGAACUCCGUGCUCCAGCCACCCCACUCGCAAAUAGGGGUUGGAUCAACCUUUAUGUCGAGAAGGUUGUUUCUGAAUAA